Molecule: messenger RNA, 2082 nt
Organism: Penicillium coprophilum
Lineage: Eukaryota; Fungi; Ascomycota; Eurotiomycetes; Eurotiales; Aspergillaceae
Product: IQ calmodulin-binding motif protein
Exons: 5
Coding region: 1-2082 (693 amino acids)
Molecular function (GO): catalytic activity
Source: RefSeq, a predicted model, not a curated record
AUGAAUGGUAUAUUCCACCCGUGGAACGUUUCUGGAACAAUAUUGAACUGCUUUGAACUUGUCAAGUUACUUGCUGCUAUUUGCUCUUUUUCUGUCGUUGGAAUUAUUUUGAUCAUUCGACAACCCCCAAGUUUCAAUCGAAUUCAAUACAAAAUGGUAUCCCGCAAGGUAUACAAUAUGUGUCAAGGGCAGACAGUGACUUCAGAGUUAGCUCGUGACCCAUCGCAGUGUCCGCAGAAGGUCUUCCAUGAGCUGUUCGAGAGUCAUCAUGCGUCGCGUACAUACGAGGGCAGAGAAGAAUCAGAUAUCGACAAAGCAUCGGAAUGGGAGACAUUGAAUGAGCUGCAGAAAGCUCGCGCUUGCGGGAACUUCGGGUCCGUGGAAACCAGUGAUCUAUUUCUAAAGGUGAAUUAUUUUGAUGUAUCAACGAUGAGGCAGGAGAACCUAACAGAUGUUAAACAGGUUUAUCAUGACGCCUUAUGUUGUUUAGAAAAGAACCCAAUGUCAGGGGUUGUAUCGCCCCAGCUGAUGGGGAGCACAGGAGUUCUACCACUGACGAUUGUCGCCCCGUUACCUGAUCUCUGUCGCCAUUUAGCGAAUUGUAUUGUGCGUGCUGAACAUGAAGUCUUUUUGGGUACCAAUUUCUGGAUCCACUCGGACGCAUCAACAUUAGUGACGAAUGCCAUUCGGGAACUUUCCAAACGAGCAAGCGAAAGGGGACAGAAAGUAGUUAUGAAGAUAAUCUAUGAUCGUGGAGAUCCUCGUCAAGCAUGGGACAAUAGAUUGAGUGUCCGCGAGGACCAAUAUGUCGGCGGAAAGGUGAAGCUACCCGCUGCGAGUGAGAUCCCCAAUGUUGAUCUCCAAGUCAUCAACUUCCACCGGCCUGUCUUUGGAACCUUCCAUGCAAAGUUUACUGUUAUUGACCGGCGGAUGGCUAUCAUACAGAGCAGCAAUAUCCAAGACAAUGAUAACCUUGAGAUGCUAGCUCACAUCGAGGGGCCGAUCGUUGACUCUUUCUAUGAUACUGCUCUGUUGUCGUGGGGAAAGCUUCUCGACCCGCCAUUUCCACUCCUGAACUCUCCAGCGAGGGAUGCUCCGAUACCAUGCCACGCGACAAAGAACAAUGAUAUGUCUACGGAGAAUGGAGAUGGGCCUCUUCCUGAGCAUACUACAAACUCUCCAUACUAUGAUAGGGACCUGGAACAAGAGGCCCGGAGAGUCAACGGAUGUAUUUAUCCACAAAGUGACGAAACACGCACACAGGCUGUCAGCCGUCAUCUUAAUACCACUAUCCAGCCCGACACAACAGGCGAUGCACCAGAAACCGACCAGGAUAAUAUGUUCAACCCUUAUAUGGUCCUACCUCGCCACGAGCCCUUCGCAAUGGCAAUGGUGAACAGGGAACCAUAUGGGUCUCCAAACCAUAGCAGCAUCUACACCCCGCAAAAUUCAGCGUGGCUGUCCGCAAUCAAUAACGCCCAGCAUUCAAUCCUCAUUCAGACACCAAACAUGAACGCCGAGCCUCUAAUAGAGCCACUCAUUGACGCCGCCCGUCGCGGCGUCAUGGUGUCUUGCUAUCUCUGUCUUGGCUACAAUGACGCAGGCGAGCUCCUCCCGUUCCAAAACGGAACCAACGAAAUGACUGCGAACAGGAUGUACAACUCGCUUGAUACCAACGAAGAGAAAUCUCGUCUGCGAGUAUGCUAUUAUGUCGGCAAGGACCAGACUCGCCCGAUUCAUAAUAGCUUCAAGAAGCGGAGCUGUCAUAUUAAGUUGAUGAUCGUUGAUGAGCAGAUUGCGAUUCAAGGAAAUGGAAACCUUGACACCCAGUCAUUCUUCCACAGCCAGGAAGUCAAUGUCCUUAUUGAUUCUAAGCUCGUUUGUCAAGCUUGGACGGAGUUGAUCAAUCGCAACCAAAAUACUGCUAAAUAUGGCGCUGCGAGUGAGAAGGAUGGCUGUGUUCAUGAUCCUGAGACUGAUGAGAUUCCGGCUGGCUCGAUUGGACCUGUGCCGGGUCGGUUCAGUUGGGCCAAGGGGGUCAUUGGUGCUGUGCAGCGAGUGAGAGGUGUUGGGGGAUUCUAG